Messenger RNA from Quercus robur (English oak), 1955 nucleotides. RefSeq names its product mitogen-activated protein kinase 7. The transcript has 4 exons. Gene Ontology annotation, biological process: intracellular signal transduction; protein phosphorylation. Gene Ontology annotation, molecular function: MAP kinase activity; ATP binding. Gene Ontology annotation, cellular component: nucleus; cytoplasm. NCBI's taxonomy places the organism in Eukaryota, Viridiplantae, Streptophyta, Magnoliopsida, Fagales, Fagaceae. The record is from RefSeq and is a predicted model, not a curated record. The coding region runs from base 535 to 1644 and encodes 369 amino acids.
UGUUCACGAAAGAGACAAGAAGACUCGAUGAUAUUUCCUACGACCAAAAGCCAAAAGAAAGAUCUGUAGCCAUAGCUGUUAGAAGUUUGGUUGAGUUAAAGUGUUUGUGUAUGUAUUUAUGUGUACAAAAAAAGUUCAUUGCCGUGUGGGAUGUCAUGUGAUGGCUCAUAGUCAUUGUUCAUGACAACAAAACAAAACACACCCAUUUCCCCAAACUCCCUCAAACUUCUUUCACAUAUCCAAUCCAUCAUCUCUUUCUCUCUUUUGCUCUCAACUCCAUUACCGAUCUGAUCUCUUUGUCUCACCAAUUAUUCAGUUUCAGAGCUUUUUUUUUUUUGGGCUUUCAAGAAUCAUGUGAAAGCUCAAAACUUUGUGGCGUACUUGGAAUCCGAGAAUGUUUACUUGGUGGGAAAGCUUAAAAAAGUGAAAUCUUUUACAAUUUAAAGUUGGAGAGAAAAAGCAAAACUAGCAAAGAAAGCAAUCUCAGAAAAGAUCCACAGGCCCCAACCCAGAAGUUGAAUUGUCAAGAGGGGAAUGGCUACUCUAGUUGAGCCUCCAAAUGGGAUUAACCAACGAGGGAAGCAUUACUACUCAAUGUGGCAAACUUUGUUUGAGAUUGACACGAAAUACGUGCCGAUUAAGCCCAUAGGUAGAGGGGCAUAUGGGGUUGUUUGCUCUUCCAUCAAUAGGGAAACCAAUGAGAAAGUCGCAAUCAAGAAGAUCAACAACGUGUUUGAGAAUCGUAUCGAUGCGUUGAGGACACUGAGGGAAUUGAAGCUUCUUAGACACAUUCGCCAUGAGAAUGUGAUUGCUUUGAAGGAUGUUAUGGUGCCAAUUCACAGGACAAGCUUCAAGGACGUGUAUUUGGUUUACGAACUUAUGGAUACGGAUCUUCAUCAUAUCAUUAAGUCUUCGCAGCCGCUUUCCAGUGAUCAUUGCAAAUAUUUUUUAUUUCAGUUGCUUCGGGGGCUCAAGUAUCUCCAUUCAGCAAACAUCCUUCACCGGGACUUGAAGCCGGGCAACCUCCUUGUCAAUGCUAAUUGUGACUUGAAAAUAUGUGAUUUUGGGCUGGCAAGAACUAGUGAAGGCAAUGGUCAGUUCAUGACAGAGUAUGUUGUCACCCGCUGGUAUCGUGCGCCAGAGCUCCUCUUGUGCUGUGACAAUUAUGGAACCUCCAUUGACGUCUGGUCUGUAGGAUGCAUCUUUGCUGAAAUUCUUGGUCGGAAACCAAUCUUCCCUGGAACUGAGUGUCUCAACCAACUGAAACUAAUUAUCAAUGUUCUUGGAAGCCAGCAUGAAUCUCAUCUUGAGUUCAUUGAUAAUCCAAAGGCCAGGAAGUACAUUAAAACACUGCCCUACUCUAGGGGAAUACAUUUUUCCCAUUUAUACCCCCAGGCUGAUCCUUUAGCUAUAGACUUAUUGCAAAGGAUGCUUAUAUUUGAUCCAACUAAGAGAAUUACUGUCGAUGAAGCACUCCAACACCCUUAUAUGUCAGGGUUGUAUGACCCCAGAUCCAAUCCUCCUGCCCAGGUCCCGAUUAAUCUCAACAUUGAUGAAAAUUUGGGGGAACGGAUGAUAAGGGAAAUGAUGUGGAAUGAGAUGCUGCAUUACCAUCCUGAAGCUGCUGCUGCUGCCUAUGCAUAAGUGCUGCAAAAGCUUCCUUUGUGUUUUGUUGUAUGAUGUGUCUGUGGAACUAGUUCUAUUGCUCGGUAAGGAAACAUGUCUUUCAGAACUGUGCUGUUAAAACUUCAUAAUUGCACCAAAGAUUUUGUUUAUCAUAUUGUUUAUUAGUUUGAGUUUUUUAUAUGGGAGUAUGAGAUUGAGACAUGGCAUCUUGUAACUUGUAAAUAGUUGAUGCUAUUAUUUCUAGUCUAGAAUUGUCCACUCUUGUAUGACAUUAUCCUUCAAAAACUCAAAAAAAUGAAGAAUUCUCAAUAAUUAUGAAUUUAAUUUUA